AUGGGUAAUGUGCAGUGCUGCGCCAGCGACCGUUUCGAUAAGGCGAACUCGCCCGACCGGCCGAAGGGUAAGGGUAAGAAGGGGAAACAGCGGAAGGGCCCCAGCGAGAAGACGAACGGUAUCGGCGGCGAUAAAGGGGACGGUGGUGUGCAUAAAGUGGUGAUCGUGGCUGAGGAGGCGAAGAAGCGCGCUGCGGCCGCAGCGGAGCUGCCCCAGUCCUCGUCAACGGCGCCUGAGCCCUCUGCGCCGCAGCAGGAGCCGCCCAAAGAAGACCCUAGCUCUACGGAGACUGAUGCGCCGCGUGGCGAGAGCAUGGCCGCGGCGAGGGAACGCUUCUUCGGACAGGUACGCGAACGGUACUUUAAUCUACAACCCGAAACGCCGAACAAAAAUGCGACCGCCCGCAGCACUACC
Iphiclides podalirius (scarce swallowtail) is the source of this 414-nucleotide messenger RNA. The record is from the annotation of a GenBank genome assembly. NCBI's taxonomy places the organism in Eukaryota, Metazoa, Arthropoda, Insecta, Lepidoptera, Papilionidae.